AUGGCUCCGGAGGCUGCGCUGCUCCUCACCCUCCUGGCCACCAUCCCAGUGGCACCGGCAGAGCCAGCAAGGAGCAGCUUCUGGGAGUACCUGAGCCAGCUGACGAGUGACAAGGACAGUCCCGAGCAUGGGCAGGGCAGCAAGCUGGGCAGGGGCAUGGCGAUCCCGAAGGGAAGCGCCCAGGAUGGGGUGAGCCACAUGGGGAACUUCCUGGAGAAGCUGGCGCCCCUCAACCGAGGGCUGCAGCCGCGGCUGUCGCAGGACUCGGAGAGCCUGAGGAAGCUCAUCCGGAAGGAGCUGGAGAGCCUGCGGGUGAAGCUGUCACCCUACGUGGACGAGGUGCACCACAGGGUGGGCAGGCACCUGGAGGAGCUCCGCUACCGGCUGCAGCCCUUCACGGAGGAGCUGCUGGACCAAGUGUCCCUCAAGGCUCGGGAGCUGCGGCGCCAGCUGAUGCCGGGCCGGGAACUGACGGCUCAGCUGCUGGGGGGGGCGGACGAGCUGCAGCGUUUCCUGGCUCACUACAGCCACAAGAUCGCGCUGCACACGGAGCAGGUGAAGAGCAUCGUCCACCCGUACGCGGACCGGCUGGUGACCGAGAUCCACCGCAACGUGGAGGAGCUGCACCGCGACGUGGUCCCGCACAGCCAGGCCAGCCCGGAGCAGCUCAACCAGUACAUCCAGGAGCUGUCCUCCAAGCUGACCCGGAGCGCCCGGGACCUGCACCGCAACAUCCAGGGGAACCUGGAGCAGCUCCAGGCCAAGCUGAGCCUUCACCCCGGCAGGCUGCGGGAGCGGCCGCCCAGCCCCGAGGCGCUGGCGAGGGAGGUGCAGCGCCGGGUGGCCGAGUUCCGGCGGGACACGUACAUUCAGAUCCAGGACUUCACCCGUGCCCUGGACCGGCAGACGGAGGAGGUGCGGCUGAAGCUGUCCCCGCGGCUGCCGGGGGACAUGGAGGGGGACCCGCUGCCCGUGGAGGACCUGCACGCCCGCCUCGAUGCGCUAUGGAGGGACCUGUCCCGCAGCCUGGGGGAGCGGGGCGAGGCCGGCGGGGACGGGACCGGGAUCGGGAGCGGGGCCGGGAGCGGGGAGGGCAACGGGACCCGAGCACCAUGA
Molecule: messenger RNA, 1116 nt
Organism: Melopsittacus undulatus (budgerigar)
Lineage: Eukaryota; Metazoa; Chordata; Aves; Psittaciformes; Psittaculidae
Gene: APOA5
Product: apolipoprotein A5
Exons: 3
Coding region: 1-1116 (371 amino acids)
Biological process (GO): triglyceride homeostasis; cholesterol homeostasis; very-low-density lipoprotein particle remodeling
Cellular component (GO): blood microparticle; chylomicron; high-density lipoprotein particle
Molecular function (GO): phosphatidylcholine-sterol O-acyltransferase activator activity; phospholipid binding
Source: RefSeq, a predicted model, not a curated record